GAGAGGGGAGGGCUUUGGCAGCGGUUGUGGGCAUUUUUGCGUGAAAGUGAGAGAACAAAAAUAAAACUAUCAGCCAUUGCAUCAGUAAAAGCUUCUUUUAUAGGCUUCACACGUGCUUGUAAAACGCAGAAAGUGAUAAAGUCAGUGGGUAAACCAGAUGAGGAAGGAGGCUACAACUGUAUACCAUUUUCACUUGCCCAAUACGACGUGAAACACUGGACGAAUCAUUAUGGCUCCAGUACAAUUGUCAUCAAUUUUAUCCGUGGUUUGCGUUUUCAUCUGUAAUGGGAACACAGUUCACACCUUUCAUUCCGGAAACGCGGAACAAGGCCGAACGUUUGUGUUUGCUAUUCCACAAUUCUACAAUAAUCCAGAAGGACUUGUAGCAACCCUCACUGUUAUUGGUAGAUCAAGAAAUGCGACCCAAGUUAAAGUUAACAUCAGGGAAAUUGACUUUGCAGAAUCCAGAGUAGUAUUUUACCACCAAGCCUCUAUGAUCGAUUUACCGCGGUCAGUGGUAGCAGACGUAAUAAACAGCCAUGCUACGACAGUGACAGUGUCCUCUUCGAAUGACAUAUCGGUACGGUGUCGAGUGGAAUACGAGUAUGACCUAACUUAUCCCGGUGAAGGUUUCCUAGUUCUUCCAAUAGCAUCUCUUAACACCGAAUAUUUCAUAGUGACAGCGGCGACACCUGGGGAAAACCUAGCUCAGUAUAAAGGUAAACCAUAUCAUUCUCUUUUCACCAUAUCUGCAGCGUAUGGCGACACGGUUAUUCAUAUCGAAACAGCUGCACCGUUGAAUGUCUCCCAUCAAUUCUUCCCUUCCAAGGAACAUAUAAAUUUAACUCUAAACAAACACAAGAGCAUUUUAGUAAGCAGCUCGGAAAACCUUAGCAGGACACGUGUUACUGCGUCUAAGCCUAUUGCAGUAGUGAGUGGAAACGAUUGCGGUAUUAUCCCUGGCAUCAAGACCCAUCCCACUUCCUGCUACUUUAUGGUGGAACAACUUUUGCCAACAUCUUUUUGGGGUGUUGAAUUCGAAGUGAGUCCCUUUCAGGUUGAGACGAGUCAUCAUGUAUUACACUUUGCCGUUCUGAGUGAGGCUACAGAAGUUACCAUCAAUGAUGACAUUAAGCGAGUACUCAUCCCGGACAAGAACACGGGCUUCAUCCAACGCCUCUCUGGUUCGCAUGUUACGCGUGUAUCGUCAAACCUUCCGAUCAUGAUCGUGCACUUCAUUCAGAAGACAGUACCUUCGGGAGUAUCAGGUGCAAUGACAAUUGUCCCAUCAGUUCAAGAGUUCGUUAGACGCGCGUACGUGGCCGUACCCGCCCCAAGAAGAUUACCCUAUAGGAAUGUUGACUUCUCGGUUUGUAUCGUCACUAACUGCUCAUCUAUUAACACUAUUCGGGUCAACGGGAAUUCAUUAAACCCCCAGUCCAAAUCAGUUCAUCUACUUCGAGGGCAUUUUUGCUCUAUUGAUCUCCGCAUUUAUACCGGUGCUGGAAAAAUAGUUACCAUCUCAAGUUCGUCCGAAAUGGCCCGCAUGUUAGUCACAGCAAAGAGACACGAAAAUGGUCUUUUAGAUUUCGCAUAUCCUGCCUCUUUUGGACUGGGGAUGAAUGGUUUCACAGGGGGAACAUCAGUUUUCAAUUCCAGUUCCGGUUCAGAUGAUGUCGGUGAAGAAACACCAGAGAUUGAUCAUAUCACAGUUGAAAUGUUCCGGUUUGUCUGGUAUGCAUGUGUUGGAGGUGCUGGACUUAUCUGCUUACUAGUUGCUGUCAUAAUAUUUGCGUCUCGUAAAAGUUCCUCAAGGAUACAUUGCGAUGUCAACUGCUGUGUCCGUCGCUCUCAAACCACAUCGUCCACGGACUACGACGAUUUCAGUCUGGACCAACUAUCCUUCCAUCGGUGCCCAUCAUCCCUGUGUUCAAGCAACGGCAUAACGUCUAUGUCACAUUCUCACGAGUAUCAAACAACGCGCUAUAGUAACAGUACAUCCCAUCAGAUUAGUAUUGUACCAGAGUGUCGUGUUGAUGUCGCUGCUGAUGGCUCCUACACCACUAUUGGACACUGAUUUGACUUACUAACCCGUUUACCAGAUUGGUAAGCCUGUAUCGCAUUUCGGAGAACCCAUGGCUCGCUUUGGGAUGUCAAUAGUUUUGUUUCUUAAACAAUAUAGUUCGUUAUGUUUGCACUUUCACUCCUAAAUGAUAAAAACGUCUUUAUUGGAGAUAUUCGGGAUUUGGGAACGUUGGAGUUUAGUUUAAAAUAGCCUAAUUUCUCAACAACUUCACUCGCAUCAACUUUUACAUUACUGCGUAUUCUGUAAAUCACCAUACUAAUUGUUAGAUUACGCAAUAAACUAGUCAUGAUAGUUUAAAUCAUGUAAAGGAGUAAUGAAAACAAAAAAAGUAUGGCAUUGCUAUUAUUUUGGAAAAAAUAUACAACUGAUCUGUGCGUAUCAAUAAAAAGUUUACAUUUUGC
Lytechinus pictus (painted urchin) is the source of this 2487-nucleotide messenger RNA. RefSeq lists its product as uncharacterized. NCBI's taxonomy places the organism in Eukaryota, Metazoa, Echinodermata, Echinoidea, Temnopleuroida, Toxopneustidae. The coding region runs from base 230 to 2077 and encodes 615 amino acids. The transcript is spliced from 3 exons. The record is from RefSeq and is a predicted model, not a curated record.